Molecule: messenger RNA, 3422 nt
Organism: Episyrphus balteatus (marmalade hoverfly)
Lineage: Eukaryota; Metazoa; Arthropoda; Insecta; Diptera; Syrphidae
Gene: beta'COP
Product: coatomer subunit beta'
Exons: 2
Coding region: 158-2959 (933 amino acids)
Biological process (GO): intra-Golgi vesicle-mediated transport; retrograde vesicle-mediated transport, Golgi to endoplasmic reticulum; intracellular protein transport
Cellular component (GO): COPI vesicle coat
Molecular function (GO): protein binding; structural molecule activity
Source: RefSeq, a predicted model, not a curated record
UUUAAAAGCAAGUCGAGUCAGACAUCUUUUUCUACAUGAAUUGAAAUAAUUUUUUUUUUGUAUUGUUAUCAAUUGUGUGUAAAAUUUUCAUAUAAAAAACUAAACAUUUUAAUAAGAAAUUUUAUUGAAAAACACAACCAAAACUAUAAACUACACCAUGCCACUAAAAUUGGACAUCAAAAGACGCCUUACAUCGCGUUCGGAUCGUGUUAAAUGUGUUGAUAUACAUCCAGCCGAGCCGUGGAUGUUGUGCGCCCUAUACAAUGGCCACGUACACAUCAUGAAUUAUGAAAACCAACAAUUGGUCAAAGAUUUCGAAGUAUGCGAUGUUCCAGUGCGCUCGGGGCGAUUUGUCGCCCGCAAAAAUUGGCUAAUCACCGGUUCGGAUGAUAUGCAAAUAAGAAUAUUCAAUUAUAACACUUUGGAGAAGGUGCAUUCAUUUGAAGCACACUCCGAUUACAUUCGAUGCAUUGCUGUGCAUCCAACUCAACCUUUAGUCCUCACCAGCAGUGAUGACAUGUUGAUAAAACUCUGGAAUUGGGAAAAACUAUGGGCCUGUCAACGAGUCUUUGAGGGACACACGCACUAUGUCAUGCAAAUUGUAUUCAAUCCCAAAGACAACAACACAUUUGCCUCCGCCUCGUUGGAUCGCACAGUCAAAGUCUGGCAAUUGGGUUCGAAUUUUGCCAAUUUCACUUUGGAAGGUCAUGAAAAAGGUGUCAACUGCGUUGAUUACUAUCACGGAGGUGAUAAGCCUUAUUUGAUUUCCGGUGCCGAUGAUCGUAUGGUCAAGAUCUGGGAUUACCAGAAUAAGACUUGCGUUCAAACACUCGAAGGACACGCUCAGAAUAUCUCUGCCGUUUGUUUUCACCCAGAACUUCCUAUUGUCUUGACCGGAUCCGAAGAUGGAACUGUGAGAAUCUGGCAUUCAGGAACAUACCGACUAGAGACUUGCCUAAACUAUGGAUUCGAAAGAGUCUGGACAAUUGCCUGUAUGCGAGGAACCAACAAUGUGGCUUUAGGCUACGAUGAAGGUUCCAUAAUUAUCAAAGUUGGACGGGAAGAGCCAGCCAUGUCGAUGGAUGUGAUUGGUGGCAAAAUCAUUUGGGCCAAACACUCGGAAAUGCAACAAGUCAAUCUGAAAGCCUUAUCCGAUGAGACAGAGGUCAAGGAUGGUGAAAGAUUGCCGGUGGCAGUCAAAGACAUGGGCGCCUGUGAAAUCUAUCCCCAGACCAUUACUCACAAUCCAAAUGGACGUUUUGUUGUAGUCUGCGGGGAUGGCGAAUACAUCAUCUACACAUCCAUGGCUUUGCGUAAUAAAGCCUUUGGAUCGGCACAGGAAUUCGUUUGGGCAAUCGAAAGCAAUGAAUAUGCCAUCCGGGAGAAUAAUGGAACUGUGAGGCUGUUCAGAAACUUUAAAGAACGCAAGAACUUUACUCCGGAAUAUGGAGCCGAGAGUAUCUAUGCUGGAUAUCUGUUUGGAGUGAAGACAUCAUCUGGAUUGGCUUUCUACGAUUGGGAAACAUUGCAGUUGGUGAGACGGAUCGAAGUGCAGCCAAGGAAUGUCUUCUGGAACGAAGCUGGAACUUUAGUUUGCUUGGCUACAGAUGACUCAUAUUUCAUACUCAGUGUGGAUACAGGAGCUAUUGCUACAGCAAUAGAGACCAAGCAGGGUUUGGAAGAUGAUGGCAUAGAAACGGCUUUCGAUGUUUUGGGGGAAGUAAACGAGCAAGUGAGGACUGGUCUUUGGGUGGGUGAUUGCUUUAUAUACACCAACUCGGUGAAUCGUAUCAAUUACUAUGUCGGAGGAGAAAUUGUUACCAUUUCGCAUUUAGACAGGACUAUGUAUCUUCUCGGAUAUGUUCCCAAGGACAAUAGAUUGUACCUUGGUGACAAAGAGUUGAAUGUUAUUAGUUUUUCACUUCAAUUGAGCGUUCUUGAAUACCAAACAGCUGUGAUGAGGAGAGAUUUUGAGCGAGCCGAUGUAGUCUUGCCAACCAUUCCCAAGGAACAUCGCACACGAGUUGCACACUUCCUGGAAAAACAAGGAUUCAAAUCUCAGGCAUUGCAAGUGUCGACUGAUCCUGACCAUAGAUUUGAUUUGGCUUUGCAAAUUGGUGAAUUGGAAGUUGCACUUAAACUCGCCCGUGAGUCAGAGAAUCCACAGAAAUGGUCAUCGUUGGCUGAUGUGGCUUCGCGAAAGAAUAACAUGGCUUUGGUUAAAGAGUGCAUGCAAAAGGCAAAUGACUUUAGUGGUUUGCUUUUGCUCGCAACCAGUUCGGGUGAUGCUGAAAUGUUGAAGGAUCUGGGAGAGGCUGGCUCUGCUCAGGGUAAACACAAUAUUGCAUUCCUUUCGACAUUUUUACGUGGCGAUGUCACGGGCUGUUUGAAUAUUCUCAUUGAGACAAAUCGUCUGCCGGAAGCUGCAUUCUUUGCUCGCACAUACAUUCCAAGUAAAAUGCCUGAAAUUGUGGCAUUGUGGCGAGAGGAAUUGGCUAAAUUCAAUGAGAAAGCUGGACAAUCGCUGGCCGAUCCAAGCAAAUAUGAGAAUCUCUUCCCCGGGCUGAGUGAUGCAUUGCGGGUUGAGGAAUUUUUACAAAAAGAACAGUCGCAGACAUUACCAGCACGGAUUGCCUCUCAGGUUCCAUUGAAUAUUAAUCGGAAUCCAUUGGAGGAAAUGAAGGCGGCCGAAGAGAAGGGAAUAUUUGAUGGCAAUAAACCGGCGGUGGAAGUUGCCGAUCAUAAAAAGAAUGAUGAUUUUCUGGGAGCUGCUGCAUCUAGUGAACCUGCUGCUGUUGCUGCUGCUGCUUCAGUUGUUGCUGCAAAAGCUUCCUCCUCUGACACAGAAGAUCCCAAUGCAGAUGAUGACCUUGAUUUAGAAAUUGAAGGUAUGACUCUGGAUGAGAAUAUCGAUACAACAGAUGUGAAUCUGGAUGAGUUUUUGAGCGAUGAUGAUUAAGACGAGAAUAAUGCAAUCAAACUAGAAAAAAAACAAAAGAAUUACCAAAAUAACCAUCGAAUUUGAGGUACUCCCUGAUGUUUGAUAUUUUAGUUUGGCGCAGUUUUUUUUCCACGAGUUUUUCAGUAGGGGGAAAUUUGAUUGGCAAUGCAACAAAUUUAUUUUAUUUCUUUCUUUCAAUUUAAAUAAAUAGAAGGCAUUAAUCAAGUCCAUCGUUCUGUAUUGUCUAUCAUAAUAAAAAAAAAACAUGGAAAAUUCUUAUAAUCUAUAUAAAUAUAUUUUUAGUACAUUAGAAAUGUUUGUAGCGUCCCAAAUAAAAUAUUAAUCAUAAAUUGAUGACAAAAAAAAAAUUAUAAGAAAAACAUAUUAGAUUACGCUGCAAUUUUAUUAUUAUUAUUAUGUAUUGUAAUAAACAAACACAAUCAUUAUUAAAUAUACAUAAAUAAAAUCCUAAAAAAAAUAA